Pseudomyrmex gracilis is the source of this 468-nucleotide messenger RNA. Its product is annotated as ATP-dependent RNA helicase glh-2-like. Gene Ontology annotation, molecular function: nucleic acid binding; zinc ion binding. NCBI's taxonomy places the organism in Eukaryota, Metazoa, Arthropoda, Insecta, Hymenoptera, Formicidae. The coding region runs from base 1 to 468 and encodes 155 amino acids. The transcript has a single exon. The record is from RefSeq and is a predicted model, not a curated record.
AUGAAGGUGAAAUCAAAGGCUAAACUGCAGAAAAUAAAACCGAAGGAAGAAGAAGAAAAACCUGUUAAGUGCUAUAAUUGCAACCAGCCAGGACACCUCUCAAGAGAUUGCCCAAAACCUAAGAGAGAGCGAGGAGCAUGUUACAGNUGCGCAAACGUGGGGCACUUGGCGAAAAACUGUCCGAACAGGGAAGCGGCGGAGACGGAAGAGGCGCCGCAAGUAUCCAACGUCUACGAAGACCCCACGGAAGAGGAUGGCAUCGAGCAUCGGAAACUUGUGACGUACGAGAUAAAAGACUCUAGUUUAAGACGAAUAUUGUGCUUAGAUACACUUUUCGACACGGGUAGNCCCAUUAGUCUAAUAAAGGAAAGGUUUGUAGAUAGACAGGCGCUUCACCCUCUAGACGCGUCUGAUCGUGAUUAUUUUGGAUGUAAAAGAGUACCGCUAGAUCUUGUUGGUAAGGUUUGA